Molecule: messenger RNA, 1123 nt
Organism: Cyprinodon variegatus (sheepshead minnow)
Lineage: Eukaryota; Metazoa; Chordata; Actinopteri; Cyprinodontiformes; Cyprinodontidae
Product: hydroxysteroid 11-beta-dehydrogenase 1-like protein
Exons: 7
Coding region: 100-963 (287 amino acids)
Cellular component (GO): intracellular membrane-bounded organelle
Molecular function (GO): oxidoreductase activity
Source: RefSeq, a predicted model, not a curated record
GAAGGGUUUGAAACAGACGCAUUAUUAUGGUGCCUUGCAUGCAAGCUGAAACACACACACACUAACUGCAUAGAGUCUGACUUUUAUCAAGUUUACAGAAUGGGAGCGUUUUUAAAAAUCUUGAUUCUGAGCAUUAGUGUUGCUUACAUAGCUGUGAAGUGGACUGGGCCAAGUUUUGAUCCAGCAUCUCUCAAAGGUGCCAAGGUGUUGGUGACAGGAGCCAGUUCAGGCAUCGGUGAACAAAUGGCAUAUCAUUAUGCUCGCUUUGGAGCUCAGAUUGUUAUCACAGCAAGGAGGGAGAAGGUUUUACAGCAGGUUACUGAGAAGUGUUUGAGUCUGGGAGCCCAGAAAGCUCUCUUCAUACCAGCAGACAUGUCCUCUGAGUCAGAACCUGACAAAGUCAUCGAUUUUGCUGUGAAGAAACUGGGAGGCUUGGACUAUCUGGUUCUCAACCACAUUGGAGUGACUCGCUUUGCCAUGUGGAAUGGAGACGUGGAUCAUGUCAGGUGGCUCAUGAAGCCCAAUUUCUUCAGCUACAUACAAAUGGCCUGGAGGGCCUUGCCCACAUUGGAACAAAGUAAAGGCUCUUUGGUAAUAGUGUCAUCAAUAGCAGGGAAAAUGAGCAAUCCUUUUGCAGCCCCAUACACUGCAACAAAAGCUGCCUUGAAUGGAUUCUUUGGCUCCCUCACUCACGAACUUGCAAUGAAGAAAAGCAACGUGUCCGUCUCGUUAUGCACUCUCGGAUUUAUUGACACUGAAUCAGCACUGAAUGCAGUCAAGGGAAUCAUUACGGCACCAGCGUACCCUGCUUCAGAAGCUUCAUUGAAUAUCAUCAUAACAGGAGCAACAAGGCAGCCGGAGCUGUUCUACCCCUGGUUCACAUAUUUCAUGAAUCUCAUCAAAGACUGGUCCCCCUCCUUAACAAACCAUCUCAUCCGGAACUCCGUUAACUACAAUCCAUAGAAAACAUGUUUAUGAUCACCCCCUCCUAAAAAAAAAUUACAUAUUUGAUUCUGAAAUGCACUUACAUCUUACUUACAAUCAAAUGCACUUUAAUUUAGUGUAUGAACUUUUUAGAUUACACUUUUUGACCAUCGUUUUUGUUUAUCAAAUUCAAAUCACA